Molecule: messenger RNA, 3804 nt
Organism: Vanessa tameamea
Lineage: Eukaryota; Metazoa; Arthropoda; Insecta; Lepidoptera; Nymphalidae
Exons: 8
Coding region: 16-3732 (1238 amino acids)
Cellular component (GO): extracellular region
Molecular function (GO): chitin binding
Source: RefSeq, a predicted model, not a curated record
GCAGACACAUUUUAAAUGAAAGGUAUCUUUCUCAUUCUGGGCGUCGUAGCUCUCGUCUACGGCAGACCCAAGGAUUUCGACGAAGAACGCGGUGUCGACGCUUAUGAUUUAGUAAUUGACGAGAGAUGCCCCCCAAGUCAAAUACAUCAUUUGCUACCUCACGAAUACGAUUGCACAAAGUUUUACUACUGUGAAUAUGGACUUAGAUACGAAACACCUAGAGACUGUGCUCCUGGAACGGAAUUCUCCUACGAGAAACAGGUUUGCGUGCAUCCCCUACAAGCAAACUGUAAUCUACCAGGACGUCCGACAUCAACAACUGUAGUAACAAGUACAACAACUACUGCAGCACCAACUACCACGACAACUACUGCAGCACCAACUACCACAACAACUACUGCAGCACCAACUACAACAACAACAACUGCAGCACCAACUACAACAACAACUACUGCAGCACCAACUACCACAACAACUACUGCAGCACCAACUACCACAACAACUACUGCAGCACCAACUACCACAACAACUACUGCAGCACCAACUACCACAACAACUACUGCAGCGCCAACUACCACAACAACUACUGCAGCACCAACUACCACAACAACUACUGCAGCACCAACUACAACAACAACUACUGCAGCACCAACUACCCCAACAACUACUGCAGCACCAACUACCCCAACAACUACUGCAGCACCAACUACAACAACAACUACUGCAGCACCAACUACCACAACAACUACUGCAGCACCAACUACCCCAACAACUACUGCAGCACCAACUACAACAACAACUACUGCAGCACCAACUACAACAACAUCGACAACUUCAAGCCCCGGCAUUACUUUACCCAAUGGUUGUCCCGCUGAGUUCGAUGUUCACAAGCUAUUACCACAUGAGACGGACUGCGAUAAGUUUUACUACUGCGUCUUUGGCGAAAAAGUUGAAAGACAAUGCGCACCAGGCACAUACUUCAAUUAUAAGAUUCAAGUAUGCGAUUGGCCGCAUAACGUAGAUUGCGCAGGAGGAGGCGGUGGCGGCGGUGGAGGUGGUGGAGGCGGAGGCGGUGGAGGAGGUGGUGAUGGCGGAGGUGGUGGAGGUGGAGGUGGUGGAGGUGGAGGCGGUGAAGGAGUUACACUACCAAAUGGCUGUCCCGCCGACUUUCAUAUCCACAAACUAUUGCCACACGAAAGCGACUGCGCCAAGUUCUACCAAUGUGUUCAUGGAAAUAAAGUAGAGAGUAACUGUGCACCAGGAACGCAUUUCAAUCCAGCUAUCCAGGUAUGCGAUUGGCCAGCAAAUGUUGGCUGUGAAGGAAAUGGUGGAGGCGGAGGUGGUGGAGGCGGAGGCGGUGGAGGUGGAGGAGGCGGCGGCGGAGGUGAUGGAGGUGAUGGAGGCGAUGGCGGAGGCGGAGGCGGUGGAGGAGGUGGUGAUGGCGGAGGUGGUGGAGGUGGAGGUGGUGGAGGUGGAGGCGGUGAAGGAGUUACACUACCAAAUGGCUGUCCCGCCGACUUUCAUAUCCAUAAACUAUUGCCACAUGAAAGCGACUGCGCCAAGUUCUACCAAUGUGUUCAUGGAAAUAAAGUAGAAAGUAACUGUGCACCAGGAACGCAUUUCAAUCCAGCUAUCCAGGUAUGCGAUUGGCCAGCAAAUGUUGGCUGUGAAGGAAAUGGUGGAGGCGGAGGUGGUGGAGGCGGAGGCGGAGGCGGUGGUGAUGGUGGAGAUGGAGGCGAUGGAGGCGAUGGUGGAGAUGGUGGAGCCGGCGGUGGUGGAGGUGGAGGAGGUGGAGGCGGCGGCGGUGGAGAUGGAGGCGAUGGUGGAGAUGGUGGAGCCGGCGGUGGUGGAGGUGGAGGAGGUGGAGGCGGAGGCGGAGGUGAUGGAGGCGAUGGAGGCGAUGGUGGAGAUGGUGGAGCCGGCGGUGGUGGAGGUGGAGGAGGUGGAGGCGGCGGCGGUGGAGAUGGAGGCGAUGGAGGCGAUGGUGGAGAUGGUGGAACUGGCGGUGGUGGAGGUGGAGGCGGUGGAGGCGGCGGCGGUGUAGGUGGAGGCGAUGGUGGAGAUGGUGGUGAUGGAGGCGAUGGUGGAGAUGGUGGAGCUGGCGGUGGUGGAGGUGGUGGAGGCGGAGGCGGAGGUGGAGGCGGUGGAGGCGGCGGCGGUGGAGGCGGCGGCGGUGGAGGUGGAGGCGAUGGUGGAGAUGGAGGCGAUGGAGGCGAUGGUGGAGAUGGUGGAGAUGGAGGAAGUGGAGGUGGUGGAGGCGGCGGCGGAGGCGGUGGAGGCGGAGGUGAUGGAAGUGAUGGAGGCGAUGGUGGAGAUGGCGGAGCCGGCGGUGGUGGAGGUGGAGGAGGUGAAGGUGGCGGCGGUGGAGGUGGAGGCGAUGGUGGAGAUGGAGGCGAUGGAGGCGAUGGUGGAGAUGGUGGAGCUGGCGGUGGUGGAGGCGGAGGUGAUGGAGGUGAUGGAGGCGAUGGUGGAGAUGGAGGAAGUGGAGGUGGUGGAGGCGGCGGCGGAGGCGGCGGAGGCGGAGGUGAUGGAGGCGAUGGAGGCGAUGGUGGAGAUGGAGGAGCCGGCGGUGGUGGAGGUGGAGGCGGUGGAGGCGGUGGAGGUGGAGGCGGUGGAGGCGGCGGCGGUGGAGGCGGUACUCUACCCAACGGUUGUCCCGCCGACUUCAGUAUUGAUUUACUAUUGCCACAUGAAACGGAUUGCUCGAAGUUCUACUAUUGUGUACAUGGGAAUAAAGUAGAGACCCGUUGUGCCCGGGGAACGCAUUUCAGCCCCACUCUUCAGCAUUGCACAUGGCCGGAAGAGGCUGGAUGCGAAGCCGGCAGUGGCGGCGGAGGCGGAGGUGGAGGCGGAGGCGGAGGCGAUGGAGGCGAUGGUGGAGAUGGUGGAGCUGGCGGUGGUGGAGGUGGAGGCGGCGGCGGUGGAGGUGGAGGCGAUGGUGGAGAUGGAGGCGAUGGAGGCGAUGGUGGAGAUGGUGGAGCCGGCGGUGGUGGAGGUGGAGGCGGUGGAGGCGGCGGCGGUGGAGGUGGAGGCGGUGGAGGCGGCGGCGGUGGAGGUGGAGGCGAGGGUGGAGAUGGAGGCGAUGGUGGAGAUGGAGGCGAUGGCGGAGAUGGAGGCGAUGGUGGAGCCGGUGGUGGUGGAGGUGGAGGGGGUGGAGGCGGCGGCGGUGGAGGUGGAGGCGAUGGUGGAGAUGGAGGCGAUGGUGGAGAUGGAGGCGAUGGCGGAGAUGGAGGCGAUGGUGGAGCCGGCGGUGGUGGAGGUGGAGGGGGUGGAGGCGGCGGCGGUGGAGGUGGAGGCGAUGGUGGAGAUGGAGGCGAUGGAGGCGAUGGUGGAAGUGGAGGUGAUGGAGGCGAUGGUGGAGCCGGCGGUGGUGGAGGUGGAGGCGGUGGAGGCGGCGGCGGUGGAGGCGGCGGCGGAGGUACUCAACCUGAAUCAGAAAAAUGCAAAGAUGAAUGUCACGUAUCACACUGGGCACAUGAAACGGACUGUGACAAAUUCUGGCGUUGUGAAGGCAAUCAACAAGUCUUAGGCAUUUGUUCUGAAGGCUUACACUUUAACCCAAACACUCAAACUUGUGACUUCAUGUGUAACGUUAACUGUGUGAGAGAAAUAGUCCAAACUACCGCUCUAAGAGACGGACUCAAAGUAUUCCUGCCCUGGGAAAAAGUAGAUCGGCUCAUCCAGCUGAGUAAACGAAAGGAAAUCGCAGAAAUUACUUUUGAUAUGUUUUAAAGAUGUGAUAGAUUUAAUUAGCGACAAAAACUUCGUAUCUUGGGUGAUUUCAAUUAUAUCGAUCUUUUAUUU